Molecule: messenger RNA, 366 nt
Organism: Meyerozyma guilliermondii ATCC 6260
Lineage: Eukaryota; Fungi; Ascomycota; Pichiomycetes; Serinales; Debaryomycetaceae
Product: mitochondrial pyruvate carrier
Exons: 1
Coding region: 1-366 (121 amino acids)
Biological process (GO): pyruvate import into mitochondria
Cellular component (GO): mitochondrial inner membrane
Molecular function (GO): pyruvate transmembrane transporter activity
Source: RefSeq, a predicted model, not a curated record
AUGGCUUCCGCUGCUCAACAUACCAGCAAAUUUGCCCGCUAUUUGAACUCGGAAACUGGACCCAAGACGGUCCAUUUCUGGGCCCCAGUUAUGAAGUGGUCUUUGGUUUUGGCUGGAUUAAAUGAUAUUCAGCGUCCUGUAGAAAAACUCAGUGGAACCCAGCAGAUUGCUUUGUUCGCUACCGGUGCCAUAUGGACAAGGUGGGCAGGAUUUGUGAUACGUCCAAGAAACGCGCUUCUUGCUAGUGUCAAUUUUUUCUUGGGAGGAGUUGCGGGAUAUCAAUUGGUGAGAAUUGUCAACUUCAGGAGGGAGAAGGGCGAUUCGCCGGCACAAGUAUUCCACUAUCUUUUCAAUGGUGAACAAUAG